CCGACUCUGAUACUUGGAUCAACCCAAAUUGGAGCAUAGCAUCAGAGGGCAGACAAUGCUCUCAAUACGGCAUGGGUCGUGGAUGCCAACUCUCCAUCAGCAGAUACAAGCUCUUGUAACCGCUCAGAGUGCUUCACGCUCAGGAUCUACGAGUCACCCUCUGCACCAACCACUUGCGCCCAACUCGGACAGUUCUGCAGGAAAAAACGUCCAAUGUUCUCUACACGCCCAUCUCCCACAUUCUGUCCUUCCAAAGCUCUUUGAGCGCCUGGUUGGGCUGUGCGGAGCAAUUGACUUUGACGAGAGCCAAAACUUAUGGGAACACGAGAUUUCAUUCAUUCCAGAAGUGGAGACGCCUUUUGGACCGGCGCGCAACGAUGACACUGUGCUGCGGUUACGUGCGAAUGUGUUGGAUGACGAUGGCAAUUUCACAAAACUACAUAAUCGGAAUUGGAAGAUAUGCUUUUUCGGCACACCGGAACUUCCCAAACCUGGCAAUAGACGACGUGCUACUCAACGAGUUGUGUAUGAGUCAGAAGUGAAGGGUGAUGCAUUCAGAUACAUGGAAAUGCUAGGCUACAAGUUUAAUUUUGAAUUCGUCCGGAAGGGUUACAAUUUCACCUACCGAAACCUUAGAAUCGCCAUUUUUCGAAUAUACCACCUUGAUACGCGACAUAAAGUCACCAGUAGUGUUCCGGUAGAUGGUAACGAUGACUCGUGGAUUGUCGAGGUCACCUCUCCACUCACCAGCGCGGAGGGUGUGCCGACGCUCGUCGACGAGUUGCACACAUUCGCUUCUCAUGUUGCAGGACUCGUGACUUUGGUUGUCGUCGACCACGGUGCACUCCGAAAUAGAAUUUAUUACUAAGAGUUCGCACAUUCAGAUAACUACUAUCGAGUUUAGUGCAAAAAGAGCGCAAGACAAGGCGCUGCUCAUUUUUGAAACGAUACAAAUCGCAGGGCGGGUUCCCACCAACAAUCACUACAUUUCUGCAUCAACCCAGUAUUCUACGGUUUGAUCUUUUCCACCUCUGCCUUGGCUUCUUCCCAAGCCUUGGUGGCCUUUCGGUGGAAAUCUCUUUGGGCUAAAGCAUAGCUCAGUAACAUAUUUCUCAAAUCUUUCACCUUAUCCAUCUGGAACCUAUCCAGAUCCUUUUGUAUUUCUUCAUUAGCAACCUGCAAUUCGGCCCUACAUACUUCUCUCUGCUCCUCUAUCGUAGAGAUGCGAUCUUUCGUCCUUGAGAUAUUGUUACGACGUGUCAUAGCAGGAUCGUUAUCGAUGAGAGAGUUUAGAGUUGCCAUGAUGCCUCCUCCCGUGCUCAGCUGCCGGGUGUGCCCAGAUACUCCCUCAGCAUUUAAAACAGCUGACAGCCUUUGCGCUUCAGACUCGGACGCUUCCAACUUCUGCAAUGAGCUCUGCUUGGAAAUCAGCGAAUCCGAUAGAGUUUCAUACUCCACAUGCUUCUUAUGUCGCCAUUUCAACAGCUUCUCGACGGCUUUUGAGAACUGGGUGUACUCCUGGAGUGGCACCGCAAAUCCUGUUUCCAAAGCCGCCACCAACUGCGAAGUAGCACUAACCGUGGAGUCAACAGCCUGGCCGACCUGCUCGAUAGCAUGGGCUAAACUGCUUUCCGAUAAUGACCACCCAUUGUAUGCUGCACCAAGUUCCGCGUAGGUAG
This is a messenger RNA of Spizellomyces punctatus DAOM BR117, 1679 nucleotides long. RefSeq lists its product as uncharacterized. The transcript is spliced from 6 exons. Gene Ontology annotation, biological process: termination of RNA polymerase II transcription; regulation of transcription by RNA polymerase II. The record is from RefSeq and is a predicted model, not a curated record. Gene Ontology annotation, cellular component: mediator complex; core mediator complex. Gene Ontology annotation, molecular function: transcription coregulator activity. Bases 56 to 868 code for a protein of 270 amino acids. Lineage: Eukaryota; Fungi; Chytridiomycota; Chytridiomycetes; Spizellomycetales; Spizellomycetaceae.